GGUCAUCCUGGAGGGGGCAGCUCCACUGCCAGGGCUCUGAGGAGGUGGGCUUAGGGCAGGGGGUGCUGGGGAGUAUAGGAGAGUGGGCGCUGAAGGCAUGGGCACCCCCUGGGAACAUGGGCCAGCUAAGGAAAGAUGUGGGCAGGAGUUUCAGACCAGUCACUCGCUGGUAUGCUAUUGCCUCAAAGACCAAAUGUCCUGAGGCUUGAGAGCUUCUGCAAAUGCAGGUGCUUGUUGGGUCCUGGGGCCUUACUUCUCCCUCUGCCCUGUGCAGGAGGCUCUCUAGGCUGUCUUCAGCCUCCCCCCCACGGCAAGGAGGCUCUGCUUACCAACCUGCUCUCUUUUACAGCCUCCAGAGGCUUCUCCAAGGAUCUGGAGAACGGAGACAACUCCAGCAUUUUAAUUAACUACAAAGUCGUGGAGCUUUUCCCCAAUGGCUGCCGAGUUCUCAUAACAUGCAACACAACACAGAUGCCCCGACCAAUCACCUACCACCUCUGGGAUAGUCAGGGCACAACAGUGGCCGAGAAGGUGGUGAAUACCAGUGACCCAGCCUCCUUCACCAUCAACAUCACACUGGAAUCCAGUUCAGAACUGCUCAGCUACUCCUGCCACGUGGACAUCACAUCCAGCCAGAUGGCCACCAGUGACAGGCUGCAGAUAGACAGGCGGCUGUGCACCACGCCACUGUCUCAGCUGCAGGCCAAAUUCACCCUAGUGUACACAAAGUCAGGCCCCAUGGUGGAGGUGAUCUGCCAGGCGUCCUCGGGCAGCCCAUCUAUCACCUACAGCCUGGUCCAGAAGAACGGGAGCAUCCACAGUAAGCAGAUACAAUCCCAUGGGCAGCCUGCCAAGUUCUUCUUCCCGCUGGCCAGGAUGGCCACCUGCCUCCAGUGCCAGGCGGAAAAUGGCAUAAGCAUCCUGUCCAGCACCUUCAUGAUGAUACCCUCAGAAACGCAGCUCCAUCGUUCCACCUUGGUACUAGCAGGCAGCCUCACCAUCAUAGCCUUAACCUCUGGAAUGCUGGCCUGGGGCCUGUGUGUCAGGAGGACUACACCAUCAGUCUCUCAGACGUGGUGACAGGAGACACAUGCUGGGCCUCCUGGGGCCUCUUCAGCCGCGGCGACCACUGCCUCCUUGAACUUCCCUUCUGAGGCACUGCUCUUCUGGUUCUCCUCCUUGCCCCUUCCGUGGACAAUGCCCAGCACUCUGUUCUUGGCAUCUCCCUGUCUCAGCUGGGUCCUUCCUGCCAUGCCACUCACAGGUGAGGUGUGUCACCUCUCUGAGCCUCAGGUUUCCCCUCUAUAAAACGUGCAUAGAGACGUGGCUCCAGCUUGCUCCAACUUGCCAUGUGGCCAGCGCUUGCCCCUCGCUGACUCAGCCCCCGCUUUGUUUGUGGAGAGUCAGCCUCAUGUCCCUCCUUCUGCCCUGGGCACAGAUGUGCCCAGCUCCAUGAAAGUCAGGGGCCUCAGAAAGGGUGGCUGAGAGGGUGCUUGCCCACUGGCUCUCAAUGCCCUUGCAAACGAGGUUGUCAGCGAACCAGAAGAUACAGUGGACAGAGCCUCCAGGCCAGCCCAGCCCUUGCCAACAGACCGACGGUCCUCCAGUAAAGAAAAGAUUGCCAGCCUGACUCUGGACGCCCCGGCCGCCUUCCGGAACACACAGGGUUGUAGCUCUGAGGGUUUCUGCCACAGAUGCAGUUACCUCCUUAGGAUGGGGGUGGGGGCUGUAAGAGAAAGAGAGCUAGAUGGAAGGGGGGGUGGGUCUGUGCAGUUGUCCUCACCUCUCAUCCGCCUGUCCCAUCCAUCCAGGACUAUGGGGUGGAGGAUACACAGUGUGACAGCGCCCAGCUGCCCGAACCCACCCGAGGGUCCAACUCUGACCUGGUCACCUUCCCCUCCCCAGCUCCUGGAGCGGUACCCCGUCUCCAGGUGGCCCGGUCCUCUGGCUCCAUCCACUCACCCUUCACACCGUGGAGGCUCACCUGGGCCUUACUCUGGGUCCCAUGUGGACUGCGCCCCCAUUAACCUGUAACUAGCAAAGGGUGUCUGGAACUCCUCUUUCCCAGACCCCCUGUGGCUCCUGGGAACCCUCCGUUCUAGAACUGUUUGGGGAAUUAAACUGGAUUAAGCUCUGCCCCCUGCCUGUCGCCCUGGGAACUUCCCUUCUGUCUGUACACCAUCUUGGAGCCUGGAAGUCUGAAUCCACACAGCCCAGGACGGCUUCGGAAAGCACUGGGGGCCAGCCGAAGAUCCAUGACCCCACCCCAGACUUGGCUCCAGAAGGGAAGAAAGAGCAGCCGGGAGACCCUCGGGCUUUGAGUGGGAUGGGGUGGGGGGGAGCGUCCUGGACAGGUGAAGUUCCGAGUGGGCGCCGGAUGUGGCUUCCAGGAGGAGCAGGCGUCGGGGCGGAGCAAGGAGGGCGGGGCCGGGGACUCUCCAGUCGGUUCCUCUCCGUCUGGGGACUCGCUGGCCCUUCCUGGGUCGGCCUGGGGGCCGGGCUGCAGGCCAGCGAGGGAGGGGGCCGAGCACCCACUAGGAGGUGGGUGGGCGAGGCGCACUGGGUGGCG
Molecule: messenger RNA, 2569 nt
Organism: Loxodonta africana (African savanna elephant)
Lineage: Eukaryota; Metazoa; Chordata; Mammalia; Proboscidea; Elephantidae
Gene: C18H17orf99
Product: chromosome 18 C17orf99 homolog
Exons: 5
Coding region: 136-1080 (314 amino acids)
Source: RefSeq, a predicted model, not a curated record